Messenger RNA from Closterium sp. NIES-65, 366 nucleotides. The record is from the annotation of a GenBank genome assembly. NCBI's taxonomy places the organism in Eukaryota, Viridiplantae, Streptophyta, Zygnematophyceae, Desmidiales, Closteriaceae.
AUGACCCCACUGCUUCUGGAGCGUAUUGAGCGGUAUCGGCACCGGCAAGCUGGGGAGAGGAGCGAGGAGGGAAAGAGGGGAGCUGGGGAUGGUGCUGUGAUGAAUGUUGUGGGAUGGAGAGGAGGAGGAGGGUUGGGGGAACAAGAGGGAGGAAAGAGGAGUGUGGAUGGAGGGGAACAGGAUGGGGAAGGGGAUGUUGGGAGCGGCGAUGAGGAUAAUAAGGGAGAGGAGGAUGGAGAGGAUGGUAAUGAUGAUGAGGAGUUGGCGGCGGAUGAUGAGGGAGAUGAGGACGAGGAGGAAGAGGGAGGGGAGGAGGACGAUGACAUUGACGCAGAGAUCUUUGACUGGCGAGCCAAGCGGUUGUGA